CUGAUUUAUCUAAAGCAAAUGAAAAGCUGAAACAGGCCAACAAACGAUUAAAGAAGAAAAUUAUUGCUCAACAAAAAUUAAUGUCAAAUUAUGAACUAAGACUUGCUCAAAGCAUGACAGAUCUAUUUGCUGCUAAUAAGGAGUUGGAUAAACUUAGAAAAGAAAAAGAAUCUGAUAAUGCUGAGAUAGAAAAUCUGAAAUGGCAUGUAAAGCAGCUUGAGUGUGAAGUCUUUCAGUUUAGAGGAUUGAAAUUAAGAAAUGAGGCAGAAAACAUAAAAAUAAAACAACUGGAAAAAGAAAUAUUAAUUAAAUUGAAAAGUAUCAGGAGAUUUAAAAAAAGUUCUGUAACUUAUCGCUCCCAGAUAGCUAAGAAAGAUACUCAACUAAAAAGAAUGGAAUGCUAUAAUGAACAAAUUGAGUGUUUACUUCGAGAAUUUGGAAAGAAGCUUACAGAAGCUGGUCUUUUAACUAAAAAAUUUAGGGUGGAUCUUGCAAAAAAGUAUGGGAAGGCAUUCGUUUCCAUUGAAUCAUCUGAAACUAUUGGUAACAUCUCUGAAGGAACAUCUGAAGUAUUCAAUUCUUCUCUCAAACUUACCAACAAGAUAGAAUCUGAUAAUGCUCACACAUGCAUUGGAGAUGACCAAAAUGUUUUUUCUGUACGGUCUCCAACUUCAUCAUUAACUUCAAGCAGUGAAAUUAUUAAAAGUGAUUGUGCAAAUAUGGAUAUAUUUCAAACUGAAUUUCAGAAUCUUCCAAAGAAAAAGAAUAAAUUCAAAAAGAAGUUUUUAGAUAACAAUAAUACUGAAGAAGACCAGAAUCGGAACUUAUAUAAUUCUCCAGGUUCAUCAAAUUUUGAUGAAAGUACCUCACAGGAUAAAGGGGAAAUAGAAUUGAACACUCCAACAAAAUUGUGUAAUUCUUAUGUUAAUAAUGAAAAAAAUUUCUGCAAAGUGGAAGAUCAUUCUGUUUUCAGUAAUAUUAAUGAGCCAUUAUCUAAAAUUUAUGAACAGAUCUUUACAGAUAGUCAGUCAGUUACUGAAGUAAUACCUUAUCCUGAUACAAGCCCCAUUGAUAUGGCAUUAUCAAUACCAGCUUUAGGGAAUUCUCACAUCUCUGAUAAUAGUAAUAUGCCUGAAGGAUGUCAGUUGGCAAAUACUUUAUCAUCUAAACAAGAUUUGCAUUCUUUGAAAACAUCACAAGAAAUCAUUUCAAUGGAAAAAUGUAAAAACUUGAAUACAUUUCAAAAUGAACUUCAUACUCCUUCAAAGAGAGCCAAUAAAUAUAAAAAGAAAGUAUCAUAUAACAAUAUUGCUGAAGAUGAUGAAAUUUGGAAUUUAUGUAGUUCUCCAGACUCAUCAGAUUCUGAUAAAGAAAUUGAUUUGUAUGAUGAAAAGGAAAAAAUGAACAUUUUAUCACCAUUGCAUGAUUCUUAUGUUGAAGAUACAAAAAAUUCUCAGGUCUUUGAGGAAACUAAUGAGUUGAAAAAUGUACCGAAAGGAAAUCAGUUGAAAAAUAAUUCACUCUUCAAACAAGACUCAUUUUCUAUACAACCAAUACAAGAAGUUAUUUCGACACAAAAACAAAAAAACUUGAAUAUUUGUGAUCCAAGUGACAUAAAUCAGAAAAUAUGUGAUUUAAAGUCAUCCAAAAAUUCAACUGAUCCUAUUGUCAUAAACAACAAAUCUCAAACUAAUGCAGCUAAUUCAGAUAGUGAAAGUGAUUUUUUAGAAGUUGAGGACAUGCAAAGGGAUUCCUGUUCUGAAAGUGGGAAGAAUUCUCCUAAAACAAUCAAUGCCUCAUCAGCUACUCUUUUAGAAGUGCUUCCUAUUAAAAGUGUUAUGGAAAAUUUUGAUUCCCUGUGUACAAAUAUAUCUACAGAUAAUCAAAAUAUAAACUUAUCUUCACUGGCAUCAUCCCAAACUGCAAAUGAAAUACUAAGCAGUAACAAUAUUUCAAACAUGUCAUCUCAAAAUGAUAUUAUUGAUAAUUUAUCUAAUAAACAAGAAAAAACCCAAAAGAAACUUUUGGUUUCCAAUUUUGCAGAUGAUGCUGAACAAGAUCUGUUUAGUGAACAUCUUCCUAAAACCUCUGAAAUAGACACAAGAAGCCCACAUAAAGGAAAAUCAUUAGGAAAUGAUCAAAAUCCUUGUGUAAAUCGAGAAGAAAAUUCAUUCAGAACUGUAGAUGUAUCAUGUGGUAACAUUUUAACAAAUGUGUCUAGUUCAAAAAAUCUAAAACAUGAGGGAAAAAUAAAUGUAUGCAGUGAACAAGCAUUUUCUAUUAAUAUAUCCUCUGAGAAAAAUUGCAUAUCAGAUAUAUCUAUGCCUCUUUGGGGGGAUUUAUCUGAUGAGAAACUUAAUCAUCGUACUACAUCUGAAUAUGUGUUAAAAAAUGAUGUAUUGCUAAAACAAAGCCCUAAAACAGAACUAAAAAUGCUGGCUGUAAAUGAAGACAAUACUUUUGAUGUCUUAAAACAAAGAUCAGUUUUAACAAAUGAAAUUUCUAGUUUAACUGAUAAUUUUUCUGUAAUACCUAAAUUUGUGAAAGCUACAUCUGUUUCCCAAGAUGAUAAGUGUCUCUCGGGUGAUAGUGGAUAUGAUGAGUAUUCCAAAUUUGGAAAGUUGUCAAUUAUGUUGUUGAAUCCUACAUUGCCACUUUCUGCAUCUCAAAGUAAAAACAGAAAAUUCUUUCAUGAUAAGAGCAUUUCAAAUAGUAGUUUGAAAGAACUCAAGAAAAAUGAGCAAACAAAUCAGAUUAGUUCUAUUCCAAAAUCAGUCAAAGAUCAGGAAUUACCUAUUGACAAAGAUAAAAAUUUUUCUGUAGCAAAAAGUAUCUUAUUAUCUGGCAAUACUAAUAUUUCUCAUAAAAAUGACAAUUAUUUCAUAGAAUCAAAUGAUAACUUAGAUAAGGAUAUUCAGCCAAAAUUGGUUGAGCAGCAUAAUUCAUUAUAUGAAAAUAUAAUCAAGCCUGCAGUAAGUGAAAAUCAGGAACUUACAAAAGAUGCUGUCUGUUUAAGACCAUGCUUUGUGUCACUUUCUAGGUGUGAUGUUCCCAGAUAUUUUUCUUCCAAAAGAAAGCAAACUCAAAGCAAAUCAGAAAUGCUUACUAUUCAUAAAAAUAGCUAUGAAAGCUUCAUUCCAGAGAGUUCGAAUUUAAUUGCUUCAUCUGAAACUGAUAAUUUACUUUUGAUUGAUAGUAAUAAUAAAGCUGCAAUUAAUGAUAAUAAUAUAUUGAAAUUUGAUCCUUAUCAGUAUAAGAUUGAAAGGGAAAACAGCAUAUCAUCUCAAGAAUGUUUUGGGAACAAAUCAAAAUGCAAGCUUCAGUCUGAUACUUUGAUUAAAAGACCAUUUAUCGAUUGUGUUACUACCUCACAAUCUUCUUUAUUAAGUAAAGAUGCAUCUCCAAAUUCCUUAACCCAAGAUUCUCCUGUUGUUGCUAUACUUGAUCACAAACUCUCUUGCAUUAGUGCUGCUGACCUAACAGAAUCUGAGAAUUCAUUGACAUCAUCGCAUAACUGUGAAUCUACUUUGAAAGUUUCUGCUUCAAAUUCAGUCAAAUCUUCAUCAGAUCAUAAGAAUAUUUUAAACAAAACAUUUGUAAAUAUUCAAAAUCCAUAUGUUUUAUUAUCUAAAAAUGAUAUUCGUAAUUAUUUUCAUUCUCUGAAAAACAAAUUCUCAUUUCAAGCGAGUGAUAGCAACCAAAUUAAUUCUGACAGUUUAAAUUCAAGAGUUUGUGGAUUUGAAAAAUUAUGUAGUAAUAAACAAAUAGAAAAGUUAGAAGCACAUGAUAAUUUAAGUAAUUCAUUUACUACAAACUGUAAAGCAAUGUCUGAUUCUGCGUGCUGUCAAAAUGAAUUUGCAGGAAUAAAAACUUCACUAAAAACAGCUACAUUUUCUAAUAAUAAAUUGAACAUUAAAUCUAAUCAUGAAAUUUCAUCGGAAAAAACUUUUGGUAUACUUAAUGUAAAAAAUAUAGCUUUACCUUUUUCAUCACUGAUCUUAACUAAAUCUUUAGAUCCUUUUAAACAGCAAUCUACAAAUGAUACAAAUAAUAAUGCAGUUUUCUGUACCAAUGAUUACAAUGUAUUCUCAGAAUCAGAAAGUUGCUGCGAAUCAAGUAGUUCCAAAUUUAUUACUGAUGGGGCCCAUUCUUUCAACAUGAUAGAAUCUUCAGCAAGUAGAAAACAAAAUAUUUCAAACUGGAUCUCAACUUCAAAAAUACGAACAUGUUAUGUAUUACUUUCCAGAAAUGAUAUUCCAAAUUAUUUUAGGAAUCUUAGAAACAAAACUCCUUCCCAAUUAGUUGAUUAUUACAACAGUAGGUUAAGUAGUUCAGAACCCGCAACUUCAAGGCCUGUAAUUUCAUUUGAAAAGGAAGAAAAUGAUUUUCUUUUGUGUGGUAAUAGUACAACUACACAUAUGAAGUGCUUAACCAAUCUUGAUUCUAAUAUGCAACAUGAAACUGAAAAAAUCAGCAAUUUAUCAGCAUCUGAAAUACUUUUUGAAAAAGAAUCAAAUUCUGAGUUUUCAUGUGAUGGUUCACUGGAAGAAACUUCAAACUUAUCAAAGACAAAAAUUACAGCUCCAUCUCUUUCUUCUCAGUCUUUUCCACUGUCAAAUAAUUCAACAGAAGAUUCUUCCUUAAAUAUUACUCAUGAUCUAUCAAGUCUUGUUGAAAACAUAUCUCUUAAAGAACAUGAAAAUUGUGAAUCAUCAAAUGGACUAGGAAAUAUUUCAAUAAAGGAUUCUGUUUCAAGCGUGUCAACAACCUCUGCAAAAGAAAAAGAAAUUUCAAGUAAAACUUUGUCUGGGUGCAAAAAUGAAUGCUUUGUUUCACUUUCCAGAAGCGAGAUUCCAAAUUACUUUCUUUCUUUAAGAAAAAAGUCUGUGCUCCAAGCAACUGAGCAUAACCAAACAAAUUUUAUCAAUUUAAAAACCAAUGUAUGUAGUUCAGUUAUUGUAAAUGAAAGUGAACCAAUAGAUAAUACAGUUUUGAAUGAUAACAAUACUACUUUUAAAGAUUGUGAAAGAAGUAUUGAAUAUGAUAGCAUUCAUCUUAAGAUUAAAAAAGUAGGAAUUAAUAUGUUCUCUAUUCCAUCCAAUAAAAAACAUGAACCAAAUUCUUGCUUUCUCCAAGAAAUUUUAUCUGAUAAAUCAUAUAAUUUAUUGAGGGAACAAACUUUUGUAUUACCAAUUGAAAAAGAAAAAUUGACAUCUUCUUUUCAUAAUAUUCAAAAUCUUAAUGAAAAUUCUUUGGAAUCUCAGAAUUUAUAUCCUACUGAAAGUCAUGUCCGCCAUAAUAAUACUUCUAAUAGAAUGAAGCCAGUAGACAAGACAUGUCCUGUUCCAAUUUCUCAAUAUGUCAAGAGGAUAAUAUGUCAAGAGGAUUUUUCUACUAACCAUCGAGGACUGCCAAACAGUCAGCAUGAAAAAAGUUCAUCUCUAAGAUCUCAGAAUGAUUCUGCUAACAUUGUAGAACUAAAUUACACCAAUCAAUAUGCAUUGAAACCUUCUGUAUCUCAAAAUUCUUCUUUGAAAGGAUGUAAUGUUCUAUCAUUAGAUUCUAAUAAUACUACUGAGAAAGUAGAACCAGUGAACAAAAAAUUGAAAGUACCAACUUUCCAAAAUUCAUCUGAUACAGAAAUAUUAUUUAAUGAUUUAUCUGUAAACAUUCAGAAACAUUCUGUAAUAAGUGAGCAUCAAAAAUAUCCAGUGAAAAGAAAAAAAUUGGAAUCAUCUGACUGUAAUUCUGAAAAGACUUUCAUGCUGAAACAGUUUAGUGACUUCACUCUUAAUAAACCUAUAGAAAAAAUGAAAAGAGCUACUAUUCUGUUAUCAGGACCUUCUAUGCCUACAAAAUGGAAGAAGUCAUCAAUAAUAAAUAGACCUUCAUUGUCUAAAAAACAAAAAGGGAUUCCACCAGAAACACUUAUUCCUGCAAAUAUCACUCUUGGACUUAAGAAAAAAUGCUUUUCUCCAUUUAAAAAGCCAUAUACAUCUAUCAGAGAUUCAAAAAGGAAUAUAAAACCUAUUGAUAGUAAAAUGACUUAUGCUGCUCCUAUUCGAAUAAGAGGAAGAACUUCAAAAAGUAAAGUAUUUUUCAAAAAUUCUUGCAGUAGGCUUAUAAAUAAUAAUAUAGAUUCAAAUUAUGAUAUAAAUAAAUCGUCUGAAAAUAAUUUGAUGCCUCAUGAAUGUGAUGAAAAGAUUGAAACUUAUAUUACUGUACAACCUUCCAAAAUCCGUAAACAACAUAGGAGACCAGCUUUGGACAAGACUCAUGUAUGUGAAAAGAUAAAAGAAAAUAAAAAAAAGACAACUGUGUCAUUUGCUAAUGCAAAAUCCAAAACAAGCAUGAACUUCAUUUCCUUUAUAAAGGGAAAAGAUUUGAAAGAUGAAUCUAUUGAAUUGGGUUCUUCACUGAAACCAUCAUCAGAUUCUAAUGAGAACAAUGUUGUAGAAAAUGUUAAUGAGCUUAAUAUUGAUAAUAGUAUUAAGUGUCUAAAUAGAAAAAAGGAAUUCUUCACAUUUAAGAAAAGAUCUUUGAAUUCUAACAUAGAAUCUGCUACGAAAAAGCAAAAGUGUAGUGAAAAUUCUGAGGAAACAAUGGCCAAUUCUCAUAAUAGCAAAAGUAUUUCUACAUUAAAUGGAAAAUUAUUUGCUGAUGAUAGUUCAACAAACAAAAAAAUAGAGGAUGAUUGGAAUUUUGAAGAUGAAUCAGACCCAGAGUUAAUUAUUGAUGAAGAUUAUAAUAAAACAUCUGGAACUUAUGAUAAUUCUAUUAAUGAAUUCUUUCAAAAGACGCCAGAAAAACUUUCAAAUGUCAAAUCCAGUUGUCCAGAUUUACAUAAAGAAAGUUACAAUUCCUUGAAGAAUUCAUGCAAUGUUAAUUUUAAAAAUAGAAUUCUCCCUAAUAUUAAUGAAACAAAUUUGAAUAAUUUGCAAUUGGCUUCAAAAAAUCAAAGUGAUUCUGCUGAAAUUUUAUCUAAUAAAUUUAAGAGCCCUUCUUUGGAUGAAAUAUCUUUUGAAAGCAAGAUUUCAAAUUUUAGUACAACUUAUUCUGUAACAGACUGUUCAGCUCAAAAUAAUGUUUCAGUCACUACUGCUGCAACAUCAAACAUUUCCACAACUUUUAAUUCUUUAUGUAAAAGCAGUGUUACUCUUGAAUGUUCAAAGCAGUUAACAAAAAAUGACAAAAAAAGAUUCAUGAAUAAAAAUAAGCAAAAAUUCCUUCAUAAAAAAGCAGGCUGUAAAGAUUCUAAAAAUGAGGAUCUUAUAUCAUCUUCAGUACACAUUUGUGAAAUUCUUGAUGGUAUUAAUAAUACAUUAAUAGAUAGUUUAGUUUUCAGGAAAUAUGUCCAUUCUUUAACUAAUCUAUUAAUAAAUCCAAAAAAUGCUCCUGAUACUGCUUCACUAAUCUUUCUUGUUAUGCAUUAUCUUCAUGUAAAGCAAGAAAACCCGUAUCUAAAAUUUCUUCAAAGUCCUGAAUCUUUUCCUUUCUUUUUGCCUUCCGAGCACUGUGUUGUUACUACACUACUCAAUGUUGAAAAGAAGAACAAACUACAUCUGCAAGGAUUGAUAAACUCUCUUUUGUCAGUUAUGUAUUGUUUAAUUCUUGAAAAAAGAAAGCUAAGUGUUGGUAGUUUGGCAUCUUGGUGUAGAGUUUUUACUGAACUGUGUAAACAGCAUGGUGAUAAAUUGAAACCUUUGUCUUUAUGUUGUGAUUUGUUGAAACAAAAACACAGGAAUGCAUCAUUAUUAGUUGCAUCGAUUGUUGGAGUUUGGAAAGAAUUAUUUGAGAUUCCUGACCAUUUCUUGGAUGAGCAGAAAAUAUUAUUUAGUUCCAUUGCAUAUGGAGUUCAAAAAAGGGCAAAGAAAGUUACAAAAUCUACUUGGGAAAACAUUUCUAAGUUAAUAAGCAAAUAUUUUAUAGUUCCAGUUAUAUCAGAUGCAAAGCAAGUCAUAGAAUCUUUGAAAGAACAAAUUGUUUUGAAAUCUCUAAAAAGCUCAUUUGAGAAUUCAUGGUAUUUGACUUCUUCAUUAGUUAUUUUGGCUGCCCGUGAACCAUGGAAUUGGACAAAGGAGACCUUAUUAAAUGAUUACAUUGUAACGAAUUUAGAGCAAUUUUCUUGUCAAUCUUUAAAUGAACACGCAUUUGAAUUGUUUUGUGAUCUAUAUGUUGAUGUAUAUCUAUUAGCGCCAACAAAAUUUGCUGACACAGUAUUAAUUAAGUUUAUUGAAGAUGAAGUUGAAUGUAAAGAAAAAUUAUUUGUGAAAAAUUGUGCUGCAGCUGCUUUGAUGAAAUAUGUAAUACUUGCCAAAAGAGAGAUCCCUGCUUCUUUGGCAGCAUUUUUAAAAAAGAAUUCAGAACAUCCCAAAAUAAAAUUAUUAGAGAAUAUGGUGCGAAGGAGAAUUGUAUCAAAUAACGUGGACAAGUUGUCAAUUGAAGAUGUCAGAAUUUCUACAAAGUGAAUCAUGUAUUUAUAACUAACUGUAUAUACAAACAUUUUAAUAAAAUAAAUAUAUAUUGCUUCUGUUA
Molecule: messenger RNA, 8535 nt
Organism: Argiope bruennichi
Lineage: Eukaryota; Metazoa; Arthropoda; Arachnida; Araneae; Araneidae
Exons: 14
Coding region: 81-8468 (2795 amino acids)
Source: RefSeq, a predicted model, not a curated record